AGGGCUGGGAAGAUGGCGGCGGCGGCGGCGGCGGCGGCGGGGAGAUCCUGGGGCAGCCGGGGGAUGGAGGCCGCCGCGGGGAGUUGCCGGGCCCCGCUCCCGGCCUGGUGGGGGCUGCUUCUCGCUUUGCUGCUAGCGGGCUGCUGCCAGGGGAACUCUGUGGAGAGGAAGAUCUACAUCCCCCUCAACAAAACGGCGCCGUGCGUUCGCCUCCUGAAUGCCACCCACCAGAUCGGCUGCCAGUCCUCCAUCAGCGGAGACACGGGGGUCAUCCAUGUGGUGGAGAAAGAGGAGGACCUGAACUGGGUGCUUACAGACGGCCCCCACCCACCCUACAUGAUUCUGCUGGAUGGGAGCCUCUUCAACAGGAAGGUGAUGCUGCAGCUGAAGGGAACCUCCCGAGUGUCAGGCCUCGCGGUGGCUGUUGCCAAACCCAGUCCCCCCCAGGGAUUCUCUCCUGGUUUGAAGUGCCCCAACGAUGGCUUUGGUGUUUAUUCCAAAGAUUACGGCCCUCAGUUCGCACACUGCAAUAAGACCGUGUGGAACCCUGUGGGGAGCGGGCUUUCCUAUGAGGAUUUUGACUUCCCUAUUUUUCUUCUGGAAGAUGCCAACGAGACUCAAGUCAUUAAGCAGUGUUAUCAAGACCAUAAUGUCCCUCGGGAGGGGUCUGUCCCCGAGUACCCCCUCUGUGCCAUGCAGCUGUUCUCCCACAUGCACGCCGUCACCAGCACCGUCACCUGCAUGAGGCGCAGCUCCCUCCAAAGCACCUUCAGCAUUAACCCUGAGGUUGUGUGUGACCCUCUUCUGGAUUACAACGUCUGGAGCACUUUGCAACCCAUCAAUUCCUCCGGCAAAGUGGAUCCUGAGAAGGAAGUUAUUAUCGUUGCUACACGAAUUGACAGCCAUUCCUUCUUCUGGAACAUCGCGCCUGGGGCGGAGAGCGCCGUCACCUCUUUUGUCACCCACUUGGCCGCCGCCGAAGCCCUUCAUAAAGCCUCAGAUGUUCAUUUGCUGCAAAGGAAUAUCAUGUUCACCUUCUUCCAAGGGGAGACCUUUGAUUACAUCGGCAGCUCGCGCAUGGUCUACGACAUGGAAAAAGACAAGUUUCCUCUCCGUUUGGACAACAUUUAUUCAUUUGUGGAGUUGAAUCAGGUGGCUCUGAGGAAUGACUCCGUUCUCUGGAUGCACACGGACCCCGUCUCUCGGAUGAAUACAUCUGUUGAAGCUCGGGUUAGAAACUUGCUGGAUAUCCUGAGUAACAGCAGCGUGGGAGCAAAUGUGACUCUGCAGGAAGUUGGAUAUUCACAGCCUCUUCCCCCAUCUUCCUUCCAGCGCUUCCUUCGGGCUCGGCACAUCCCUGGAGUGGUCCUGACUGACCACAGAACUGCCUUCCAAAACAGAUACUACCAGAGCAUGUACGACACCCCGGAGAACGUCCGGAUGCAAUACCCCGAGGGCCUCAGCCCCGAGGAGAUGUUGGACUAUGUCACAGACACAGCCAAGUCCUUGGCAGAAGUCUCCACAGUGGUCGCCCGUGCUCUCUACCGGCUCGCGGGGGGAGCCAACGACACCUCUGCUAUUCAGGCAGAUCCAAAAACGGUCUCUCGGAUGCUGUAUGGGUUUCUGAUUAAAAUGAACAAUUCCUGGUUCCAGUCCAUCGUUAAACCAGACGUAAAAGGAAUUCUGGGUGAUGAUGUUCCCCAACAUUACGUUGCUGUUUCCAGCCCUGUCAACACCACUUAUCUUGUCCAGUAUGUCCUGGCCAACCUGACGGGCACCGUCGUCAACCUCACCAAGGAAGAGUGUCUGAACCCUGAAAAAACACCCAGCAGCGAGAGAGAAAUGUAUGACUAUGCCUGGGUGCAGGGUUCUCUGGACCCCAACUCAACCUCCCGGGUCCCCUACUGCGUCCGGUCAACCGUUCACCUGACCAAAGCCCUGUCUCCUGCCUUCGAGCUGCGGCAGUGGGGAUCCACGGAGUACUCCACGUGGACGGAGAGUCGGUGGAAAGAGAUCCGUGCCCGAAUCUUUCUAGUAGCCAGCAAGGAGCUAGAGAUCAUCACCUUGGUGGUGGGCAUUGUCAUCCUCGUGGUCUCUCUCCUCACCACCUAUUUUAUCAACGCCAAAGCCGACAUACUCUUUAGCCUCCCGCGGGACCCCGGGGCCGUGGCUUAUUGAAGAUGGAGAAGCUUUAGCCCUUUGGAUUACAGUUGUCAAAGAU
This is a messenger RNA of Calidris pugnax (ruff), 2221 nucleotides long. RefSeq names its product nicastrin (gene NCSTN). Gene Ontology annotation, cellular component: membrane. The record is from RefSeq and is a predicted model, not a curated record. Lineage: Eukaryota; Metazoa; Chordata; Aves; Charadriiformes; Scolopacidae. Gene Ontology annotation, biological process: protein processing; Notch receptor processing. The transcript has 17 exons. The coding region runs from base 13 to 2178 and encodes 721 amino acids.